This is a messenger RNA of Egretta garzetta (little egret), 4931 nucleotides long. RefSeq names its product WD repeat domain 44 (gene WDR44). Gene Ontology annotation, molecular function: protein binding. The record is from RefSeq and is a predicted model, not a curated record. The transcript has 20 exons. Lineage: Eukaryota; Metazoa; Chordata; Aves; Pelecaniformes; Ardeidae. The coding region runs from base 1382 to 3946 and encodes 854 amino acids.
UGUCCAUCCGUUAGAUAACUAGAGCCCAAACAAUGUCUGCUCCUGUAUGCUUUUCUAGACCCUAGAAAAAUUAUCUAGGUGGACUGGUCAGUGAAGGCAUCUAUUUGUUGUGUAGCCAGAGGAGUGGAGAGGUAGUGUGACAGAAGAUGGCCUUAUUUAACCUCUGUCACUCUGCUUUCAAAAGACUAUAACUGUAGAAAGAUUUAGAAAAAGACCCUGAAAUUUAUAGGCACGAGCUGUCCCAUGAAGGAGGAUGUCAGUUUUGAGAGAAGGAAAAUAUGAAGUAAGGCACACUUGCUUAGAUGCAGGCAUGUGACAGACCCUCUGAUAUCUUAUUUAUAAGAAAAGUGAUCCACCCACUCUGAAAUCAAGAACUGCCAAACCUAAUAGUUUGAAUGUCAUAUGCCUAACCAGUAAGGGGCAAGUUUGUUCCUAGUGUACUCAUAUCCGAAAAAUUGUUAUGAGAAACCAAAGGCACUGGAUUCAUGAGCUGGUGUAGACAAUGAGAAAUAUCCUUUGGUACCUUAAUUUAAAUUCUUGAAUUCUAACUUCAAUAGUCCUAUCUUUUUCAAGUCACUUUGCUUUUCCUGAAGAAUCUAGUUUUCUCCUGUGUAGGAAGAUAGAUAAUGUUAAGUUGUGCCCUGUUGACACAUGGGACGUGCUUAGUACAACUUUUUGUAUUUUAGCCAACAUGCAGAACUGGUCUUGGCAGCAAACAGAUGGAGUGUGAAGUGUUAGUUAUGUUGAUGUAGUGACUUGCAGCGCUGUAGACAAGUUUCUGUGUUCUGAGUUCGCUGAAGUUCCCAAAUGCUUUCCGAGGGCAGCCCAAGCAGUGCAUUGCCGUAAUGAAUCCUUGUGGUUUUGGAGGUGUGGACUGCCCCAGAGAGCUGCAUCACGAAUAAUUGUAGCUUCCAGGCCAGCCAUAGGUUAGAGGGAGGAAAACACUGGGUGCUUCUGCAAGCUAAGGACACCAGCAAAUACAGUUAGUGGGCUGGCUGCCGAACCUGUGUGUUGUGAGCAGUGUACUGCUGCUAUACGUACACUGCAAACCUCUUUCCAUCUGCCUGUUAGCACACCUGCUGUGUAACAACGUACAUCCUGCCCGGAAAGCAGGCAGUGUGGUUCUGGGCUUUGACCAAGGCCGGUCAUUCACAUCAUUGUGGUUUUUUGACAGGCUGAGUGUUUUGUUUUCUGUCACAAAACUUAGCAGCAAUGUGUUGAAAAUGUGAAGUUUACUCAGAAGAGGCACUAGGCUGGAGCUACCUGAUCGUGGGAAUGGCAGCUUCCUGUAGUCUGGUCACCAACAAAAGUUGGAUCCCAUGUAUUAAAGGAUACAGACAGCAAGCUACACAAAGCUGAAAAUGAAACCUUUGUACAAGAAAUGAAACAAGAUGAUUCAAAAGAGAUUAUUGACAGUAUUAUAGAAGAAAGCCAGAAGGCACAACAACUGGAUGAUGAUUCUUUAGCCCAUAGAGGAAAAGAGCUGACUGUUCCAACUGCAGAUGCAAAUGAUUGGAUUUCUGGAGCAGGUAUCAUUAGUAGUGUUCCAGAAGUAUUAGCUGCUAAAAUAUCUUUACAAGAAGAUCCUAGAGAACCGGCGUAUCAGAAUGUGUGUAAGGACACUGAAUUGGAGUCAGGGAAGCUUUUGUUGACUUCUGAGCAACAGGAAACUCAUAAACUAACAAAAGUAACAAAUGCAACUGACCAUAAAAUGGAUGAAACUGAAGCACAAGAAGAAAUGUCAAAAAAUGAGGACAUAACAGACAAGAAAGAGGCAAAUGCUUUAGAAGAAGUGGCUUCAGAUUUAUCUACCAAAGACCUUUCUACAGCAGAAGAAAUGCCUCCAGCAAAACCACCAAGGCAGCUUACUGUAGAACCUGAUAUAGUUGCUAGCACAAAGAAGCCUGUUCCAGCACGGCCACCACCUCCAACGAAUGUUCCUCCUCCAAGACCACCACCACCUGCACGACCAGCUCCACCACCCCGGAAGAAGAAGAGUGAACUGGAUUUUGAAGUGCAAAAACCUGUUUUAGAAGUUUCUCGAGAGAACUUCACAGGUGGUGGUCUUCUAACUCCAAGUACAGUGACAGAAGGCAUGCCCAAAGAUUCUCAGCCUUCUUUGGAUUUGGCAAGUGCAACUAGCGGAGAUAAAAUAGUCACUGCACAGGAAAAUGGGAAAGCAGCUGAUGGCCAAACAACAAAUGAAGUACUUGGACCACAAAGACCCAGGUCUAAUUCUGGAAGAGAGCUCACGGAUGAGGAAAUUCUAGCAAGUGUAAUGAUAAAAAACCUUGAUACAGGUGAAGAAAUACCCCUGAGUUUGGCAGAAGAAAAGUUGCCAACAGGCAUUAAUCCCCUGACUUUGCAUAUCAUGAGGAGAACUAAAGAAUAUGUCAGUAAUGAUGCAGCACAGUCUGAUGAUGAAGACAAAAUGCAGACACAGCAAACCGAUUCUGAUGGAGGGAGGCUAAAACAAAAAACGACCCAGCUGAAGAAGUUCCUCGGCAAAUCUGUAAAACGAGCAAAGCACCUUGCUGAAGAAUAUGGCGAACGUGCUGUAAAUAAAGUUAAGAGUGUUCGAGAUGAAGUCUUCCAUACAGAUCAAGAUGAUCCCUCUUCCAGUGAUGAUGAAGGGAUGCCAUAUACAAGACCAGUUAAGUUCAAAGCAGCACAUGGCUUCAAGGGACCUUACGAUUUUGAACAAAUUAAAGUUGUUCAGGAUCUCAGUGGAGAGCAUAUGGGUGCUGUUUGGACAAUGAAAUUCUCUCACUGUGGUAGAUUACUUGCAUCUGCAGGACAGGACAACGUAGUAAGAAUAUGGGUUUUAAAGAACGCUUUUGACUAUUUCAAUAACAUGCGAAUGAAAUACAACACAGAAGGCCGUGUCUCUCCUUCCCCAUCUCAAGAGAGUCUGAAUUCUUCGAAGUCCGAUACAGAUGCAGGGAUUUGCAGUGGAGUUGAUGAAGACCCAGAUGAUAAAAAUGCCCCUUUUCGUCAACGACCAUUUUGCAAAUACAAAGGACAUACAGCAGAUCUUCUUGAUCUUUCCUGGUCUAAAAAUUACUUCUUGCUUUCUUCUUCUAUGGACAAGACUGUCAGAUUAUGGCACAUAUCAAGAAGAGAAUGUCUUUGCUGUUUCCAGCAUAUAGACUUUGUCACUGCCAUAGCAUUCCAUCCACGGGAUGACAGGUACUUCUUAAGUGGUUCAUUGGAUGGGAAACUCCGACUCUGGAACAUUCCUGACAAAAAAGUGGCGUUAUGGAAUGAAGUGGAUGGGCAGACAAAAUUGAUUACAGCUGCCAAUUUCUGUCAGAAUGGCAAAUACGCAGUCAUAGGCACAUAUGAUGGAAGAUGUAUCUUCUAUGACACAGAGCACUUGAAGUACCAUACGCAAAUACAUGUGCGUUCUACCAGAGGCAGAAAUAGAGUUGGAAGAAAAAUUACUGGCAUUGAACCCUUGCCUGGAGAAAAUAAGAUACUAGUGACAUCAAAUGAUUCCAGAAUCAGAUUGUAUGACCUAAGAGAUCUGUCUUUAUCUAUGAAAUACAAAGGUUACGUCAACAGCAGCAGCCAAAUCAAAGCCAGCUUUAGCCAUGACUUUACCUACAUUGUAAGUGGUUCAGAAGAUAAAUAUGUUUAUAUUUGGAGUACAUACCAUGACUUGAGCAAGUUUACAUCUGUAAGAAGAGACCGUAAUGAUUUCUGGGAAGGCAUUAAAGCGCACAAUGCAGUGGUCACUUCUGCGAUUUUUGCUCCCAAUCCUGGUUUGAUGGUGUCACUGGAAACUUCUGAAAAGCAAGAAGCUGAAAGUAAGGGAGAAGAUUCUGAAACAUCAGAUACCAUACCCUCUGGAGCUUUGAAGACAGAUCACACAGAAGUGCUUUUAUCGGCUGACUUUACUGGAGCAAUCAAAGUCUUCAUUAACAAAAAGAAAUAUGUAUCCUAGUUGUUUUGCAACUGACAGCAUAGAGCUAUGGUACUGUGGGAUUAAAAAUCCAUAAAUAAUGCGGGCAAAAGCAAAGUAUCUAAUAUAAUAAUGUUACAGGCUGAUUUAUUUUUAAAUGUUUAUUUUAAGGCUACUCAAAUAUUGGAUCCUCGGAAAGCAGUGUCUACCUAUUAACACCUGGGCUUGUAGAAUAGAAAGGAAUGUGUAAGAAUAAUCCUGCCAAACAUUAGACUCUAAACUUUCUGCAAACAGUUGUUUUGCAACGUAAUUGUUAACCUGCACAGGUUUCUGCACGAAAAUGUGUUCACACAUGUGUGUGCCUUUUGGUUACAUGCACUAAUUUGAAUAUAUAUCAAAAGGAUUUUAGUGGUGCUUGUGGCCACUAGAUGUCAGGAAUGGGGAUGGGAAGGGAAAGUUGGAGAUACAGCUGGAAAAAUGCUGAAUUAUAAGUCUGAUCUUUGCACAAAAUUCCAUUUGAGACAGAUCUUGAAUUUAUAGUAGCUAUUGUUCAGAAUUUUAAGUUAUGCAAGUUUUUGAUGGGUCAGCAACCAUGUGUAAAUGUUUUUAUAAAUUUCUCAACUUCAGGACGUGAAAACUUUUUUGUUGUCUUUUAAUUGUUGUGGACUUUAGAUUCCUUAUAUAUAAUUUUUUGCACACUGGAGCACAAUAUUUGUGUAAAGAAUUCUCUCAUUCCUUGUUCACGGGCACCAGGAUAUAUUCACCUUCCAGAUAAAAUUAAGCUGCAUUAGAAAGUUCUUAUAUUUUACAACUAUGUAAAAUAAACUGUUUACAUUUUUUAAGCAUUGUAGCUUAAAGUUUUAAGUUCUUGUUGGUUUAGUGCCACUGAAUUUUGAAAGUCUUUGUAAAUAUUCAUAUAAAACACCUAUGAAGUAACAUUCUGGGCAUCAUAACCCAUGAAAUGUUAUUGAUGGUCAAGUGUUUCAGAGAACAGUUGUAUCAUUAAACUUGGUCACACACUUGGAAA